This is a messenger RNA of Seminavis robusta, 627 nucleotides long. Lineage: Eukaryota; Bacillariophyta; Bacillariophyceae; Naviculales; Naviculaceae. The record is from the annotation of a GenBank genome assembly.
AUGACGCUCAAGCAGCAACGAGAAAGGAGGACUGCCAGCGCCCGCUUGAGUUGGAUCUUCGUCUUGGCAAUUUCUUCCGCAGCAAUCCUGGUUGCCCCCGUCGCCGCAAACAGCAAUCAGUUGUGCAAUGCCGAGAAGGAGCUGUACGCCAACUGUGUUUUCCGUCUAGACCCAGACGUCGGCAAAGCCUGUGACUCUUGUCGAAUUGCAACAUUCGACGACUUGCCCGAUCGUAAUGAAAACUGUGAAGAAACGGAGGCUAAUCUGUGCCAAGCAGUUCAUACAUGUGGUUGUCAAAAUUGCCAAGAUGAGCUUGAAAACUUUUGGCAAUGCACGACCGUCAACACCAGCAACGGGACCUGCGGGAUUGAAUGCUUCACCGAAAAGUCAACUACGCCAGAGGGCCCCUUGUGUCCCGAGCAUUUUGAUGCUUACAAGGAAUGCGUCUUGAAUGAUCUGGAUGAAGAAACUAGAGGAUCGUGCGAUGAUUGUCGAUUGCAGGCAUCCAAUAGCAUCCCUGAGGAUGUAACUGAUUGUGGCGUUGUGCAAGGUGAGCAGAGCUCGCUGCAUCAUCAGGCACCAUGCACUUGCCUUUUGGCGAAUGCAGACAACAAAUUGGAAUAUGCA